UUCUUUGCGUGGCUGUCUCUUCCUUCACAGGUGACCUACUGCAGCUCCGAGUGCCGUCAGGCCGCCUGGAAUCAAUACCAUCAGGUUCUCUGCCUGGGACCCUCCAGACAGGACCCCGAUCAUCCGCUCAACAAACUGCAGGAAGCUUGGAGGAACAUCCACUAUCCCCCGGAGACUUCGAGCAUUAUGUUGAUGGCCAGGAUGGUGGCAACCGUCAAGCAGGCGAAAGACAAAGAGCGGUGGAUCAAGCUUUUUUCUCAGUUCUGCAAUAAAACCGCCAACGAGGAAGAAGAGAUCAUUCACAAGUUGCUGGGAGACAAAUUUAAGGGCCAGCUCGAAGUCCUGCGGAUGCUUUUCACGGAGGCCCUUUACGAUGACCAUCUCAGCAAGUGGUUUUCUCCUGAAGGCUUCCGGUCUUUGUUCGCCCUGGUUGGGACCAACGGACAAGGCAUAGGGACGAGUUCUCUGAGCCAGUGGGUCCGUGCCUGCGACGCUCUCGAGCUCCCCACUCAAGAACGGGAACAGUUGGACGCUUUCAUCGAUCAGCUGUACAAGGACAUCGAGAAAGAGACAGGGGACUUCCUGAACUGCGAAGGCUCCGGCCUCUACGUGCUCCAGAGUUGCUGCAACCACAGCUGUCUUCCCAACGCCGAGGCCUCCUUCCCGGAUAACAAUUUUGUCCUGCAUUUGACGGCAGUGGAUGAUAUCCACCAGGGAGAGGAGAUCUGCAUCAGCUACCUAGACUGUUGCCAGAGAGAACGGAGCCGACACAGCCGGUGCAAAAUCCUACAGGAAAACUACUUAUUCAUCUGCUCCUGCCCCAAGUGCCUGGCUCAAGCCGAAGAUCCUGACGUAACCUCGGAGGAGGAAGAGGAGGAAGAAGCCGAAGGGGAGGCAGACGGAGCCGAGCUGGAAGACGAGAUGACCGACGUUUGAUCUGGGCUCCGGGAUGGGGAGGGGUGAAGGGGGGGACACACCUCUAGAGCCCUGGGCUGUGGUGGGAACAGCAUCCUGGUCAGAUGGUGGCUUAGGAGGACGUGGGUUGUGGGGGAUAUAUGGUGGCCAGGGAGGGACCCAAAGCAACCUCUGUAUUCAUUCUCAUGACACGGUGCCCAGCAAGGAAUGAAUGGGCAUGGGUGCCCUCUGCCCCCCCCCAACCUGGUGGGCAACAAACCAGUAUUCACCUUCUGGCGCCCUAACCAAGUUUGCAUCUAGCCGGUGAGACAGUAUUUGCCUUAAGGACGUGAGAAUCCAAUCCCAGCUCCGAUCCGCAGCUCUUGGCCCUUCCCAGGGAAGAGAAGCAGGAAGAGAAACCUGGUUUUGUGUCCAGCUGGUCCUCGACUUAUGACAACCAUUGACCACCAUUUUGUGUCCAGCUGGUCUUCGACUUACGACCACCAUUGACCCCCCCUUAAUUUCUGUCGUUCAGCGAGACAUUUGCCAAGUAGAGUUCGGGCCCGUUUGGGUGCCCCUUCUUGCCUUGCUCCGUCGUUAAGUGAAUCACUGCCCAUUGAUAAGUCAGUCUCCCAGGGGUUGUUAAGCGAAUCCGGCUUCCCCCUUGUCAGAAGGUCACAAAACGGGACCACAAUGGGACGUAGCAAUAGGUCAUAACUGCAAAACACGGUCUUAAGUCAAUUUUCAGGGCCACGGUCACUUCAGUCACUAAACGAAGUGGUCGUAAAUCGAAGAUGACCUAUAUCUCUCCUCUCUCUGCUCCACCGGUGGUCUCCAGCUAUGCAAAACCACCUCGGCCUGAAAAUAUCGGGGGUGCAUUUCAAGAUGACAGCUGGGCUGGGUGUUUUGGGGGAGACCCACAGGCCUGGCCCCAAAAUCCCACAGGGUACACACGCCCCACUCCCCCAAGCAGGUUGAGUUGACUCCAGGCAUUGGUUCUAGACCAACAACCUCCAAAAUCCAGAAUCCGAACCCAGUACCUGAGUUUGCUUAGCCUGCUGUGACGUGUUCGACGUCCCUCCAUUUCCCGAUAGUCCAUUUCAGACGUCUGACCGUCAUAAAUCCUUGUUUUAGUCUUGUCUGCUGUCCUGACCUGGGAUUGAGAGAAUGAUGGUUUGCUGUUGGAAGGCCCUUUUCGUCCGUUCACGCUCCUUCCAACGAAUUUUGUAAUUCUAUGCAAAUCUCUCCGCCUCCUUCAAUACACAAAAGAUUUGCUUCA
Molecule: messenger RNA, 2173 nt
Organism: Pantherophis guttatus
Lineage: Eukaryota; Metazoa; Chordata; Lepidosauria; Squamata; Colubridae
Source: RefSeq, a predicted model, not a curated record